Molecule: messenger RNA, 1864 nt
Organism: Haliotis rufescens (red abalone)
Lineage: Eukaryota; Metazoa; Mollusca; Gastropoda; Lepetellida; Haliotidae
Product: alanyl-tRNA editing protein Aarsd1-B-like
Exons: 13
Coding region: 75-1316 (413 amino acids)
Biological process (GO): regulation of translational fidelity; alanyl-tRNA aminoacylation
Molecular function (GO): Ser-tRNA(Ala) deacylase activity; alanine-tRNA ligase activity; ATP binding
Source: RefSeq, a predicted model, not a curated record
GGAAAUACCUCUCGGUCGUCAUCGAAAGUAGCGCAUGUUGAUAUUCCGGAAAGAGCUGAUUGAGUUGUAGAGGGAUGGCGUUAGCUUGUCAGCGGGACAGUUACCUUACUCAGCUGACGUCAGUGGUCAAGUCAUGCAAGCCGGCACAGCUGACAGUGGUAAAUGGUGGGAAGAAGGAGAAGCUGUCAGGCUUUGAUGUGGUCCUGGAGGACACGAUCCUCUUCCCUGAAGGAGGGGGACAGCCUGAUGACCGGGGAGCUAUCAAUGGUAAGAAUGUGUUGAGGAUCACUCGUAGUGGUGCAGAUGCAGUCCACUUUGUCACAGAGGAAAUACCCCCAGAAACCCAGGUGGAUCUACAGAUUGAUUGGAAAAGAAGAUUUGACCAUAUGCAGCAACAUUCAGGGCAGCAUCUGGUAACAGCUGUAGCAGAUUCCAUGUUCGGCUACAAGACUACUUCAUGGAAUCUGGGAGAAAAGGUGUCGUUUAUAGAGCUGGAAACCCCCCAGAUGAAGGCAGACGAACUGGUGACGCUGGAGGAGACAGUCAACACAAAGAUCCGGGACGCGGUCCCCAUGACACCCAAGCUGUAUGAGAACAAGGAUGAUCCUGAGCUAGCUCUAGUUCGAGCUCGUGGCCUCCCAGAUGACCAUGUGGGCCCUGUGAGAGUUGUUACAAUCGAAGGCAUCGACUCCAACAUGUGCUGUGGUACCCAUGUCUCCAACAUGGCACAUUUACAGGCAAUAAAACUGUUGUACACUGAGAAGGGAAAGAAGGGGAAAACCAACUUGUUCUUUGUAGCUGGUGACCGAGUCCUGUCCUACCUGGGCCGGUGUUGUGCUGUAGAGAAAACUCUCACUGGUGUACUCAAAGGUCCUUUAGACCAACACGUUGAUCUGGCAGAUAAAGCUGUGAAGGGCUGGAAGGCUGUCCAGAAGACAUCCACUGGCUUGUUGAAGGAGGUUGCUGUAUUGGAGGCUCAGGCUUUCAAGUCAAAAGUAGAGAAGGAAACUGUGUUUGUGACUCACAGGAAGGAGGGUGAUGGUGACUAUAUGAACAUAUUGGUUGGGGAGCUGCAGGCUGUCGAGGGUUUAAGCUGCCUUGUGACUGUAGGGGAUGAGAAGGGGGCUGGACUGUUUGUGUUCGCUGGACCAGAGGCUGUAGUCAAACACAUGGGGCCAAAAAUCUGUGAUCUGUUGGAGGGAAAGGGUGCUUUGAAUGGUGGCCGGUAUCGGGGCAAGGCCAACAAGAUGGCUAAUCGCAGCAAGGCCGAGGCGGCAUUGCGGGAAUACUUUCAGCAAACUAAACCUGAGUGCUGAUCAUGUGUUCACCAAGAAUUUCAUCACCUGUUGCCAGUGAGAGUAAGAAGAUAUUGUUAUAAAUAUGAUAUGAUUGAUAAAAUUGUACAGUUUCAACACAUCUGAAUCACCUAAUCAGUGAACUUGUACAAUGGUCCCUUUGAUUGCAUUACUUAAGGAUAUUCAAGAUUUAAUCUUGUACUACAUCUUCGUUGGAGAUUGUGUUGUUAAGGAAUGAAAAUAGUAUUCUUAUGUUUGUUUGUUUUGAUUUUAGAUGUGAUUAAUUUAAUAAUUUCUUCUUCUUGUGUUGUUAAGGAUUGAAAAUAGUAUUCUUAUGUUUGUUUGUUUUGAUUUUAGAUGUGAUUUAUUAAAUAAUUUCUUCUUCUUGUGUUGUUAAGGAAUGAAAAUAGUAUUCUUAUGUUUGUUUGUUUUUAUUUUAGAUGUGAUUAAUUUAAUAAUUUCUUCAAAACAAAUAAUAAUGUUUGACAUAUUGAUAAAAGUUACUGUCAUCACAAUAUAAUGUUUCAUAAGUGUGUAAAUAAAGCUCAAUAAAUAUUAUUUGAUUCUCA